AGCCGGCUGCAGAGGGCCCUCCAUCUUUUACCCUUCCUUUUGAACGCUGUUUUUAUAACGCUUCCUUCACCUAACCGGGUGCCUUUGUGCAGACACCUGGGGCUGGUGCCGAGCUCGGGGUUCUCGCUGCUGCAGGCGCGGACGCUGCCUCGGGGAGCUCCGCUCUCGGCUCCGCUUCGAUGCCGUUCCCCCGCACGCCGCUCUCGGUUCCAUCGCCGCCGGUGAGCCCCGGGGUCGCGGUGUCCCCGAGGGCAGCGCCUUAAAGGGGCGGCGCUCCCGUGCCGGAUGAUACCGUCCAUAGGAAGCCGCGGCCCCUUUAAGCGUCGAUCGCAGGCUCAGGGGCAGCCAUGCUGCGGAGCCGGUGGCUGCUGCCGGGGGCCGCGCUUGCGCUGGGCGCGGGGCUGGGGGCGGCCCUCAGCCGGCGCCAGGCCGGGCCCGAUGCGGCCGAGGGGCUGCUGGGCCGCCUGCCCGUGGUACCGGCGGUGGCAGCGGCCGGGCCGCCCGCGCUGCCGGGCGCGGAGCUGACCAAGUACGGGCUGCCGGGGCUGGCGCAGCUGCGGAGCCGGGAGUCAUACGUGCUGUGCUAUGACCCGCGGAGCCGCAGCGCGCUCUGGGUCAUCGAGCAGCUCAACCGGGACACCCUGAGCGGGGCCUCGGAGCGCUCCGCCUGCGACUUCCAGGAGGACGACUCGGUGCACGAGUACCACCGAGCCACCAACGCCGACUACCGCGGCAGCGGCUUCGACCGCGGGCACCUGGCGGCCGCCGCCAACCACAAGUGGAGCCAGAAGGCCAUGAGGGACACGUUCUACCUCAGCAACAUCGCCCCGCAGAAUCCUCAUUUGAACCAGAAUGCCUGGAAUAACCUUGAGAAGUACAGCAGGAGCUUGGCGAGGAACAACAAGAACGUCUAUGUCUGCACAGGACCCCUUUUCCUGCCCAGGAUGGAGGCUGAUGGGAAGAUGUACGUCAAGUACCAGGUGAUUGGGAAGAACAACGUGGCUGUUCCCACCCACUUCUUCAAGGUGCUCAUCUUGGAAAAGGAGAGUGGGGAGAUUGAGCUGCGCUCCUAUGUGAUGCCCAACAGCCCUGUGGAUGACAAAAUCCCCCUGGAACGGUUUCUGGUCCCCAUUGAGAGCAUUGAGCGAGCCUCAGGGCUCCUCUUUGUCCCAAACAUCUUGAAGAGAACAAGUCACUUGAAAGCCAUCACAGCUGGAAGCAAGCAUUGAACCCCAGCUAAGCACAUGCAGGUACUCCUGGGGAAGGGACUGGCGGCAGUCACAUCUACACAGGAAUAGUAGUUCCUUGUGCAGUUUUAAAUGUGGGAAACGAAAAUGAAACCAAUGUUCCCUUUACCCUUCCCCUCCUUGCAGGUAACAAAUGUGCACACGCAGCCAGGCUGCAGGGCAGGUCCUGCAGCAGGGCUCUAGAGCUUGCCCCUGAGCUGCAGUACAGAGGUUACUCCUGUGUGUGGCUCAUUGAGGCACAAAAGGAAGUUACUCCAUUGCUGCUAUUUAGCAGGGAAGGACAGGAGCAAGAUGGAUGCAGGGGAGGAAGGGAGAGGUUCCUGCCUUUCUGUGGCCAAAGGAUUAUGAUUGUUUUCUGUCAGAUGUUUUUAGCAGUAAAGCUUUGAACACCCACA
Messenger RNA from Melopsittacus undulatus (budgerigar), 1642 nucleotides. RefSeq names its product endonuclease G (gene ENDOG). Gene Ontology annotation, cellular component: nucleus; mitochondrial inner membrane. Gene Ontology annotation, biological process: apoptotic DNA fragmentation. The record is from RefSeq and is a predicted model, not a curated record. The coding region runs from base 348 to 1229 and encodes 293 amino acids. Lineage: Eukaryota; Metazoa; Chordata; Aves; Psittaciformes; Psittaculidae. Gene Ontology annotation, molecular function: RNA endonuclease activity; single-stranded DNA endonuclease activity; nucleic acid binding. The transcript has 3 exons.